AUGCCUUCCGUGCCUACGCCGACUAAGGCCGGUAUCGUCGAGUCAAAUUCUGGAGAACGGCACAUCCCAUCAUCCGUACGGGCGGAUGGGACGGAGCGUAGAGAGAUUAAAAUUCGACCGGGUUACAAGCCGCCAGAGGAUGUUGAAGUAUACAAGAACCGUUACGCAAAUGCAUUUCAAACUCGUGGCAGUGGUGGAAUCCCAGGUGCGGAUGGGUUGAAGGAUGAAAAAGCGGAAGGGUCGGCUGCAAGCAAUAAAAACGCAAAGAGAAGAGAGGCUAGGAAGAAGGCGAAAGCUGCGGAAGAAGCUAAUGGAGGAAGUGCAAACGAAACUUCCAAGGAGGCAGCAGAGAAACCUGCCACGGAAGAAGUUGAUCUUGAGGCAGAGCGCGAGAAGAAAGCUAGAAACUUGAGGAAGAAACUCAAGCAGGCUAAAGAUCUGAAAGAGAAGAAGGAAGGAGGAGGCGCGUUAUUACCGGAACAAUUUGCAAAAGUCAUCAAGAUCAAUGAGUUGAUUCGAGAGCUUGAAGCUCUUGGCUUCGACUCGGAUGGGGAGCCAAAGCAAGACAAAGAGAAGGAAGUUUCAUAA
Messenger RNA from Glarea lozoyensis ATCC 20868, 588 nucleotides. RefSeq names its product Pym, N-terminal. The coding region runs from base 1 to 588 and encodes 195 amino acids. The transcript has a single exon. Gene Ontology annotation, biological process: exon-exon junction complex disassembly. Gene Ontology annotation, molecular function: RNA binding. Gene Ontology annotation, cellular component: exon-exon junction complex; cytoplasm. The record is from RefSeq and is a predicted model, not a curated record. NCBI's taxonomy places the organism in Eukaryota, Fungi, Ascomycota, Leotiomycetes, Helotiales, Helotiaceae.